Saimiri boliviensis boliviensis (Bolivian squirrel monkey) is the source of this 2368-nucleotide messenger RNA. RefSeq names its product zinc finger and BTB domain containing 8A (gene ZBTB8A). Lineage: Eukaryota; Metazoa; Chordata; Mammalia; Primates; Cebidae. Gene Ontology annotation, biological process: regulation of transcription by RNA polymerase II. The record is from RefSeq and is a predicted model, not a curated record. Gene Ontology annotation, molecular function: protein binding; DNA-binding transcription factor activity, RNA polymerase II-specific; RNA polymerase II cis-regulatory region sequence-specific DNA binding.
UUUAAAUUUCAGCUCCUGACUAAAAUCAUGAUCCGCAGUCAACUGCUAGAGAAUCUGGGCACCUCGGUGCCUCUGGAGCGUGCAGCGGGUGUGGGCAAGGCAGGGGGAGUGGGCGAAGCUGCUGGUUGGUGCCUGAAAUCUGUGCGUUGCCCCUUUAAUUGUGUCCCCAGCCCUCGGGCGUUUCUGUCCAACGCCCACGUCAGCAAAUACCUUUUGUUUCUCUCACGUUGGGGCUACUUGUUUUAGGGCGCAAAGGAACGGCCUCGAAAGGGGGUCCUUCCCCGGCCGAGAACCAGGAAUCUUCCCCCGGCCCGCGCGCGCGACCGGCCGGUGCGCCUCGGCCCGCGGGCCAUCCUUCAAACACAGUAUUUGACUUAGAAUCUUCCCUUUUUAACUCCAUUCAAGAGCAGCAUUCAUAAAUUUCCAGAAUGGAGAUCUCCUCUCAUCAGUCUCACCUUCUGCAGCAACUGAACGAACAGCGCAGGCAAGAUGUAUUUUGUGACUGCAGUAUUCUAGUUGAAGGGAAGGUCUUCAAAGCACAUCGAAAUGUAUUAUUUGCUAGUAGUGGCUACUUUAAAAUGCUUCUUUCUCAGAAUUCAAAGGAGACAAGUCAGCCAACUACAGCUACAUUUCAGGCUUUCUCCCCUGACACCUUUACAGUUAUCCUGGACUUUGUAUAUUCUGGCAAACUGUCUCUUACUGGUCAGAAUGUCAUAGAAGUGAUGUCAGCUGCUAGCUUCCUACAGAUGACUGAUGUCAUAAGUGUAUGUAAGACUUUUAUUAAAUCUUCCUUAGACAUUAGUGAGAAAGAAAAAGAUCGCUAUUUCAGUCUCUCAGAUAAAGAUGCCAAUUCUAAUGGUGUAGAACGCUCCUCUUUUUAUAGUGGUGGCUGGCAAGAAGGAAGCAGUUCUCCACAUUCUCACCUAAACCCAGAGCAAGGAACAGGUAUAAUAAGUGGAAAAUCCUGGAGUAAGUAUAAUUAUCAUCCAACCUCCCAGAGGAAUACUCAACAACCCUUGGCCAAGCAUGAACCAAGGAAAGAGUCCAUUAAAAAGACCAAACAUUUGAGAUUGUCACAGCCUUCUGAAGUUACUCAUUAUAAGUCAAGCAAACGAGAAGCACGAACAUCCGAUUCUUCCAGCCAUGUUUCCCAGUCUGAAGAACAAGCACCAAUUGAUGCUGAAAUGGACUCUACUGCUGUUGGCUAUCAGUACAGUCAAGGAUCUGAUGUCACAUCCAAAAGUUUUCCAGGUGAUCUGCCCCGGAUGCGAUUCAAGUGCCCAUACUGCACACACGUGGUAAAGCGGAAGGCAGACCUAAAACGCCACCUUCGUUGUCAUACGGGAGAAAGGCCCUAUCCAUGUCAAGCUUGCGGAAAAAGAUUUAGCAGGCUAGACCAUCUAAGUAGCCAUUUUCGAACAAUUCACCAGGCAUGUAAACUCAUCUGCAGAAAAUGUAAACGUCAUGUGACAGAUCUAACAGGGCAAGUGGUACAGGAGGGAACCAGGCGCUACAGACUGUGUAAUGAGUGUCUUGCAGAAUUUGGCAUUGACAGCCUCCCCAUUGACUUGGAAGCUGAACAACAUCUUAUGUCCCCAUCAGAUGGAGAUAAGGAUUCCAGAUGGCACUUGAGUGAAGAUGAGAAUAGAUCCUAUGUGGAGAUUGUAGAAGAUGGGUCUGCUGAUCUGGUCAUCCAACAGGUUGAUGAUAGUGAAGAAGAAGACGAAAAAGAAAUUAAGCCCAACAUUAGGUAGCUGUAAUGUGAACCAACAGAGCUGGCAUGUCUGCAAUUUACAUUGACUUCCUCUCUCUUUCUAUGGUCAGAAUCUAGUUAACAAAUUUAUCAUACUGACUUUGAAGAAAUGACCUGAUAUAACUUGCAUGCUUUCUGAACAGGCCAUUGUAUCCAUUCUGAACUUUGUUGCCCUAAAGUGUGUUGCUGCACUGGAAAGAACCAGCUUGAGUUGGCAUGAUGGAUGAACAAUUAUCCUCUUACUUUCAUUACAGUCCUCUUACUUUAUUACAGAGAUACCCUUUUUCUUUUAAUAUUGGAAGAUCUACUUAGCACAUUUUUUCAAAGAAAUACUUUAAAUAAAUUCACCACAAUCAAACUUUAUGUAAAACAAUUUCAAGAUGUUUCAAAACCACAUAUACUACCAAUGUUGAAUUUCACAGGGAAACAGUUAAGAAUACAUUUAAGUAUCUGACAACCCACCUGACUAAAGAAAUUAGUCUUUCUAUUAAUUUGAGAUCUGAAACAACUUGUCAUUACUCUGAUAUUAAGGAUUAUGGAAGAAGACUAAAGUAUUUGAAAUUGUUCAUAUUUGCAAUUUUUGUCAUUAGGUUAAAAAUUACUCUCAGUGUUGUU